CCUUUGCAAAUGCUGCCUCUGCGGCGCCUCCUGCGCUCUGGAUUUGCUAGCAUAUCUAAUUCAGACGGACAGAAAAUGGCAUGAAAAAAAGGGUCCUUCUGAUCUCUUGCAGGCUUCCUGAGAGCACGGAUGGAUGAGCAAGACUCAGCUGGCCCUGAAAGAGGAAGAUGCCAUGCCACGGAAACUGGAAGAAGUUGGGGAUUCUGGGGAAACAAUGUGCAGAAUCUCUUGGGUGAGGUGGACACCCUCCGCUCAGAUGUGCAGAGCCAACAGUUCAGACAUCUCUGCAACCAGGAGGCCAAAGGACCCCGAGAGGUUUGCAGCCAACUCUACCACUUUUGCCACCAGUGGCUGAAGCCAGAAAGGCACACGAAAGCUGAGAUGCUGGACCUGGUGAUCUUGGAGCAGUUCCUGGCUGUCCUUCCCCCGGAGAUGGAGAGCUGGGUGAGGGAAUGCGGAGCAGAGACCAGUUCCCAGGCGGUGGCCCUGGCUGAAGGUUUCCUCCUGAGUCAGGCAGAGGAGAAAAAGCAGGAAAAGUAUCUGGUUGCAGAAAUGGGCUCCAAUUCCUCUGAGGCAGAGAGGACUCCGUUGGUCACCAGAGAGAGUUCACUAGGUGAAAGAAGAAGGCCGGCAAGACCUCCUCAUCCAUCUUUUCAUGGUGGUGGAGAGGAAGCAGCAGCUGUAGAAGCAGAUCAGGGUCCAGUGUGCUUUGAAGAUGUAGCUGUGCAUUUCACAGAGGAGGAGUGGGCGUUGCUGGAUCCUGACCAGAGAGUGUUGCAUAAGGAAGUCAUGGAGGAGAAUCGUGGGAUCAUGGCCUCCCUUGGUGGUGAUAAAUUGGAAAUGAAGAGCAAGGGAGACCACGACAAAAUCUACACAGUGGAGAAACCAUAUAAAUAUUUGGAGUGUGGAGAGAGCUCUAUCACCCUUUCCACUUCCCAUAAAAUGAUUCACAUAGGGGAGAAAUCAUAUCAGUGCUUGAAAUGUGGAAAGAGCUUCAACUGGAAGGGAAGUCUCAUUGCCCAUUGUGAGGGACAGGGGAUAUCGCGAAGUCCCUCCCCUCCUGAGUUCAAGCCCGUCCCCGAGCAAAGGGGAAAGGAGGGAGAGUUCCGAUUCCAGUGGGGAAGCAGGAAGUCGUGUCCGAGGCUCAGGCAAGGUAGAGGAGCCAGGGUCCCAGGUGGGACAGGAAGGGGCAAGUAAGGGGGGAAGACCCAUCCCCCCAACUCCAGAAUUACGCAGGA
Zootoca vivipara (common lizard) is the source of this 1238-nucleotide messenger RNA. RefSeq names its product zinc finger protein 213-like. Gene Ontology annotation, biological process: regulation of DNA-templated transcription. The record is from RefSeq and is a predicted model, not a curated record. NCBI's taxonomy places the organism in Eukaryota, Metazoa, Chordata, Lepidosauria, Squamata, Lacertidae.